AUGGCUAGUAGAACACAAUUUGAAAAUUCUAACGAAGUUGGUGUCUUUUCCAAGUUAACCAACUCGUACUGUCUUGUCGCCGUUGGUGGAUCAGAAAACUUUUAUUCUGCUUUUGAAGCCGAAUUAGGUGAUGUUAUCCCAAUUGUUCACACAACUAUUGCUGGUACCCGUAUAGUCGGUAGAAUGACUGCUGGUAACAGACGUGGUUUGUUGGUUCCAACUCAAACAACCGAUCAAGAAUUAAUGCAUUUAAGAAACUCCUUACCGGAUACUGUCAAAAUUCAAAGAGUUGAAGAAAGAUUAUCAGCUUUAGGUAAUGUUAUCUGUUGUAAUGAUUACGUUGCAUUAGUUCACCCAGAUAUUGAAAGAGAAACUGAAGAAUUAAUUGCUGAUGUAUUAGGUGUUGAAGUUUUCCGUCAAACUAUUGCAGGUAAUGUUUUAGUUGGUUCGUACUGUUCCUUGUCCAACCAAGGGGGUUUAGUGCAUCCACAAACAUCUAUCCAAGAUCAAGAAGAAUUGUCAUCAUUAUUACAAGUUCCAUUAGUUGCAGGUACUGUUAACAGAGGUUCUGCCGUUGUUGGUGCUGGAAUGGUUGUUAAUGAUUGGUUAGCUGUCACCGGUUUAGAUACCACUGCUCCAGAAUUAUCUGUUGUUGAAUCUAUAUUUAGAUUGCAAGAUGCUCAACCAGACUCUAUAUCUGGUAACUUGAGAGAUACUUUGAUCGAAACUUACUCAUAA
Messenger RNA from Debaryomyces hansenii CBS767, 738 nucleotides. RefSeq names its product translation initiation factor 6. Gene Ontology annotation, cellular component: cytosol; nucleolus; preribosome, large subunit precursor. Gene Ontology annotation, molecular function: ribosomal large subunit binding. Gene Ontology annotation, biological process: ribosomal subunit export from nucleus; assembly of large subunit precursor of preribosome; cytosolic ribosome assembly. The transcript has a single exon. The coding region runs from base 1 to 738 and encodes 245 amino acids. The record is from RefSeq and is a predicted model, not a curated record. NCBI's taxonomy places the organism in Eukaryota, Fungi, Ascomycota, Pichiomycetes, Serinales, Debaryomycetaceae.